Messenger RNA from Megalopta genalis, 5618 nucleotides. Its product is annotated as putative multidrug resistance-associated protein lethal(2)03659. Gene Ontology annotation, molecular function: ATP binding; ABC-type transporter activity; ATP hydrolysis activity. NCBI's taxonomy places the organism in Eukaryota, Metazoa, Arthropoda, Insecta, Hymenoptera, Halictidae. The record is from RefSeq and is a predicted model, not a curated record. Gene Ontology annotation, biological process: transmembrane transport. Gene Ontology annotation, cellular component: membrane.
AGAUCUUAGAUAAGUCGCGGUUGUCGCGGGUCUGCUUAGAUAAGGAAAUCCAAUUUCCAUCGUUUCCACGAGAGAUGCCGCGUGAAUCGCGAAACGUGCGGUAAAUAAGGGGUGAUAAUACGGAAAAACUUGAGGAGCCACACGGAUUCACAUCGCGGGGAGUUGAGGAUGUACAUAUCGAAUCUGAGCCGUUGUUCUUGAUCACGUGUCGAUUUAAGGUUAACCAAUGACACAUACGAGCAGCGACCAGUCGUGCGCCAGUCGAGUAACGGCCUUCUACUUAACUGGAUGUUGCCUGUCAUCCAGAACCAACGAAUUGAGCAAUCGGAAAGUAAUGGGACAUUAACGUGUUGGAAAUUAGGCAGGACCGUAUAUUCGUUAUCGUCGUCGCCGUCGUCGUUGAUCGAUAGACAAACAAAUAAAAGAAAUAAUCAUGGAUGGGAAAUUAAAGGCAGAGAAAAAGAAAAAUCCACGUCAAGGAGCAAAUCCUUUCAGUGCUAUGACAUUUACGUGGGUUUUAGGUACCUUCUGGGAUGGAUACCGUAAGGAUUUAGAAGUAGAGGAUCUAUUCAAACCUCUAAAAGAACAUACAAGUAGCAUUUUAGGUGCACAAAUUUCAAAAGCAUGGGAAGUAGAGUUAGCAGCAUACGAGAAACGGAAACAGCUCAGCGAAUUGAAAAACGCUACUAGUAAAAAAUACGAUGUUAAAAACAGAGUGAAACCUCCUAGUUUGACCAAAGUCCUUGUCAAAUGUUUCGGCUUUAAGUUAUUAGUCUAUGGACUAAUUCUAGCCGUUUUGGACAUUUUAUUCAGAUUAUCCCAGCCCAUGUUUCUUGGCCUUCUGAUUCGUUACUAUAAUCAGUCAAAAGGUAGACGCUAUGUCUCCGUGCAUAGUGUGCUACUGCCUAGAACAUACAACUCGUCCGAAUUACAAAUUAAUGAAAAUGAAGAUGCGACGAGAUCGGUAUUGCAACCGUUAUUCCUUGGCAGCCUGUUGAGUUAUUACGGCAACAAUAAUAAUACAACGAAAGACGAAGCCUACUUAUAUGCUACUGGCGUGAUACUGUGUUCAACGUUCUUAGUAUUUGUCAAUCAUCCAUACAUGAUGGCCAUUCUUCACAUGGGUAUGAAGAUGCGUGUGGCUUGUUGCACGCUGAUAUACAGGAAAGCAUUGAAGCUCUCAAGGACAGCGCUAGGCGAAACGACAGUAGGGCAAGCGGUAAAUUUGUUGUCCAACGACGUGAACAGAUUCGAUGUAGCGAUUAUAUUUUUGCAUUAUUUAUGGAUUGGGCCACUCGAGACUAUUAUUAUUCUGUACUUUAUGUACAGAGAAGUUGAAAUAUCCGCUAUCAUCGGGGUCGCAGUGCUACUGAUGUUCGUGCCGUUGCAAGGUUAUUUGGGUAAAAAGUCUUCAAUCCUGAGAUUAAAAACUGCUAUAAGGACGGAUGAGAGGGUUCGAUUGACAAACGAAAUCAUCAGUGGUAUCCAAGCGAUCAAAAUGUACACCUGGGAGAAGCCUUUCAGCGCUCUAGUCGAGAAAGCAAGAAAGAGAGAGAUCAAUGUUAUUCGACUCACGUCGCUGAUCAGAGGUGUCACUAUGUCUUUCAUCAUGUUCAGCACUAGACUGUCACUCUUCAUCACUAUACUCGCUUACGUUUUAUAUGGUAAAAACAUAACUGCCGAGAAAGUGUUCAUGUUGACCGCCUACUACAAUAUUUUACGUCAGACGAUGACAGUCUUUUUCCCUCAAGGUAUAACACAAGUAGCGGAGGCAAUGGUCUCUAUAAAGCGUCUAGAAAAGUUCAUGAUGUACGACGAGGUCGAAGAUCAUGGUAAUAAAGAGAAGGUAAAGAAAGUAAAUUUGAGUACCGAGAAUAAUAAAAGUGAUAUGAACGGUAAAACGAAAGAAUGGAACAACGCGAUAAACAAGACAGAUAAGAUUAACUUGAACAACGAGGAGCCUUGCGUGAUGCUGAAAAAUGUCAACGCCCGGUGGAUACCUGAUGACGAGGAAGACACUUUGAAGAGCAUCAACAUCGAAUUGAAGCGGGGCGAGCUGCUUGCCAUCGUCGGACAAGUCGGUGCUGGCAAAACUAGUUUGUUGAACGUGAUACUGAAGGAGCUACCUGUGAACGGUGGCAGCGUUCAAAUAAAUGGCAAGAUAGCGUACGCCAGUCAAGAACCGUGGUUGUUCGCCGGCUCUGUCAGACAGAACAUACUAUUUGGCAAAAAGAUGGAUUCGUUCCGAUAUGAUCGCGUAGUCAAGGUCUGUCAAUUGAAGAGGGAUUUCAGCCUGCUGCCAUAUGGCGAUAAAACUAUUGUUGGCGAAAGAGGUAUCAGUUUGUCCGGCGGUCAGCGUGCUAGGAUUAACUUGGCCAGAGCAGUAUACGCGGAGGCUGAUCUGUACUUAUUGGAUGAUCCGUUGAGCGCUGUCGAUGCUCAUGUGGGCAAGCAUAUGUUUGAGGAGUGUAUCGACAGAUUCUUGAGAGAAAGUACCAGGAUACUCGUCACUCAUCAGUUACAAUACUUAACAAACGUCGACAGGAUAAUCGUGUUGAAGGAUGGUCAAAUCCAUGCUGAAGGUUCUUACGAAGAGCUCACUAGGAUGGGAAUAGAUUUCGGAAGGUUGGCAGAAAAUCAAGCUGUCGAAGAAGAGGAAAGAAAGGUGUCAGCUCCACCUAGUAGAAGUAACUCAAGGAAUGCUAGUAUCACAUCUUUAAGUUCGCACAUGAGUAGCGGGACUGAGAAACUGGAUCCAGUUGAGGUGGAAGAAACACGUUCAAAAGGCAAAAUUUCCGGCGAGGUCUACUCAGGAUACCUGAGGGCAGGCGGAAACUGGUGUCUCAUACUUAUUGUGUUUCUUCUGUGCGUAUUGGCGCAGUUAGCUGCGAGCGGUGGUGACUAUUUCAUCUCGCAAUGGGUCAAUAUGGAAGAGAAAUACACAAAAGAAAUAAACGAUACGAUAACGACAACGGACUGGGAAGGCCCCCUCAGUCGUGAAAUUUGCAUAUACACGUACAGUGCUCUGACCGUUUUAACAAUAGUUAUUACACUGAUGCGUUCAUUUACAUUCUUUACGACAUGUAUGAAGGCAUCUACCAAGCUACACGAUCGGAUGUUCCGCAGCAUCAGUCGCGCAACUAUGCGUUUCUUCAACACGAAUACUUCUGGUCGUGUUCUGAAUCGAUUCUCAAAGGACAUGGGAGCCAUAGACGAGCUGUUACCCUCUGCGAUGAUCGAUUGCACACAGAUUGGUUUAUCUCUCAUCGGUAUCAUAAUAGUGGUAGCUAUGGCCAAUCCCUGGCUGUUGAUACCCACAGUGGUCAUAGGAAUUAUAUUCUUCUACCUUCGAGUGUUUUAUCUGGCGACUAGUCGAAGCGUCAAACGUCUUGAAGGAGUCACUCGAUCACCGGUCUUCGGACACCUGAAUGCAACUCUUCAAGGAUUGCCAACAAUUCGCGCAUUCGAGGCGGGUGAAAUCUUGACCAAGGAGUUCGACAAUCAUCAAGAUUUGCAUUCGUCCGCGUGGUACAUAUUCAUAGCGACCUCGAGAGCUUUCGGCUUUUGGUUGGAUCUUUUCUGUGUCGUCUACAUUAUAUUGGUUACGUACAGCUUCCUGCUCUUGGAAGAUAGUCUUGGUGCGUCGCUUGGAGGUAAUGUGGGCUUGGCUAUCACGCAGAGUAUUGGGUUGACUGGCAUGUUUCAGUGGGGAAUGCGACAGAGCACUGAGCUCGAGAAUCAGAUGACAUCUGUUGAGCGAGUGUUGGAGUAUAGCAAAGUGGACAGCGAGCCACCACUAGAGAGUACCCCUGACAAGGAACCGAAAGAUUCUUGGCCAGAAGAAGGCAAGAUUGAAUUCAAGAACCUCCAUCUGAGAUACGACCCCGCGGAAGAACCAGUGCUGAAGAACUUGAACUUCGUGAUCUAUCCUCAAGAGAAAAUAGGAAUUGUCGGUAGAACAGGUGCUGGAAAAUCGUCCCUGAUCUCAGCGUUGUUCCGACUGUCGGACCUUGAAGGUGUGAUUGAGAUAGAUGGGGUGAAGACCAAUGAGAUUGGCCUUCAUGAUCUGCGUAGCAAGAUCAGUAUUAUUCCUCAGGAACCGUUCCUCUUCUCCGGCACAUUGCGAAGGAAUCUAGACCCCUUUAGCAGCUACAAUGACGACGUUCUUUGGAAGGCGUUAGAGGAGGUCGAGCUGAAGGAGAUGGGUCUGGACGCACAUGUCAACGAGGGUGGCUCUAACCUCAGUGUGGGACAACGUCAGCUCGUGUGUCUCGCUCGAGCUAUCGUCAAGAACAACCCUAUUCUCGUUCUUGACGAGGCUACGGCGAACGUGGAUCCCCGCACUGAUGAGCUCAUCCAAGUGACGAUCCGCAAGAAGUUCGCCCAGUGCACGGUGUUAACUAUCGCCCACAGGCUUAACACUGUCAUGGACAGUGAUCGCAUCUUAGUGAUGGACGCUGGUAACUCAGUGGAAUUCGAUGCUCCAUACAUACUACUACAAAAGGCUACUGGAUUCUUGCAAAGUAUGGUGAAUGAGACUGGUCCAUUGAUGGCGGAAGCUUUGAAGGAAGUGGCUCGUGAAAGCUAUCAAAACCGCACAUCCACCGCCCUUUGAUUCCCGUACGAGGAAUUAAUGAAGUGCCCAAGUUGGAUAAUGCAUUCAGUUCCGUUACUUAUAGGCUGUAGUUUCUAAUUUUUAACGCAUAAUCAUUUUCUACGAAUAUACCUGAAGAUUGUAAGAAUAUACACAUCACACCGUCGAGCAUAAUUUCGCCAUUUUCGGGUUCGCUCAGCCGCCGAGCUGUUCCUGGAUACAGUAUUAUCUUGUAGAUUUUUUGUAACUGGUUCAUUGUCCUUUUACUCGGAAACUACGAUAGCCUUCGAGAAUCGUCCUGCGACUUCCUAGACUCGAAUGCAUUGUGUAUACUAUUUUUGUAUAUUAGUCACAAGCGUACUAAUACGGAUCCAUGGAUACGGAGACACGUACCACACACGGCACAACUAAGCGGGACUUAUGCGAUUCGUAAAGGAACGUUUUAUACAGGAUCAAAUUCUCCACCGUCUUAGCAAGUCGGUGCUGCAUAAUAGUAUAAACGUACUUAAGUCGGGACGGCAGGUGAUUUUACUUCCUAAGAUAGAAUUACUUUGACCGAUGCGUGCUAUGUCGAAACAGUUUUUAUUAAAACACCGAUGUAUCAGCCUUAUAUGUACAUAAUCGUCGAAGAAUACGGAACUCUUCGGCCCAAAUGCAUUUCCCUGUUUGAACUCGCGCGGACGGACACGCGAACCAGCGGGUUCGGCGCGUUUACUGAACCCGCGCAGGGAACGCCUGGCCAGUUUUUGUACUGCGUCGAAACGGUGCAGAAUUUUUCUUUAUUUUUUUCUUUUUUUUGUACGUAAAAGCUUCGGAAGAGUCUAGGAGCGCCUUCUCAUUCCGCGUACUCGUGUAUUCGAUCACAUCGCGGUGCUAUACUUUUUUUUGUUCGUCGUACAAACAUAUAUUGUACUAUUGGAUGAGAAACGAUUGCCUUACGUACAAGUGCCUAUUGUAAUUGAAUUUGUAACAGAAUGAAAAAUAUAGAUGCGGAGCAUUUUUUAUGCGUCUGAAACGACCGAGA